AUGGAGUCAAGUAAAAAGAUGGAAUCCCCCGGCACCCUGCAGACGAACCCGCCGCUGAAGCUGCACCCUGACCGCGGCGCCGGGACGUCCGUGUUCGUCCCCGAGCAAGGAGGUUACAAAGAAAGGUUUGUGAAGACCGUGGAGGACAAGUACAAGUGCGAGAAGUGCCGCCUGGUGCUGUGUAACCCGAAGCAGACGGAGUGCGGACACCGGUUCUGUGAGACCUGCAUGGCGGCCCUGCUGAGCUCCUCCAGCCCAAAAUGUACCGCGUGUCAAGAAGGCAUCAUCAAAGAUAAGGUGUUUAAGGAUAAUUGCUGCAAGAGAGAGAUUCUGGCUCUUCAGAUCUACUGCAGGAACGAGGGCGGGGGCUGCACAGAGCAGUUGACCCUGGGACACCUGCUGGUGCAUUUAAAGAAUGAUUGCCAGUUUGAAGAGCUGUCGUGUGUCCGCGCUGACUGCAAAGAGAAAGUGUUGAGAAGAGACCUGCGUGACCACGUGGAAAAGGCCUGCAAGUACCGGGAGGCCACGUGCAGCCACUGCAAAAGUCAGGUCCCGAUGAUCACGCUGCAGAAACACGAAGACACUGAGUGUCCCUGUGUGGUGGUGUCCUGCCCCCAUAAGUGCAGUGUCCAGACCCUUCUGAGGAGUGAGUUGAGUGCGCACUUGUCAGAGUGCGUCAAUGCCCCCAGCACCUGUAGUUUUAAGCGCUAUGGCUGCGUGUUUCAGGGGACAAACCAGCAGAUUAAGGCCCAUGAGGCCAGCUCCGCGGUGCAGCACGUCAACUUACUGAAAGAGUGGAGUAAUUCUCUGGAGAAAAAGGUUUCCUUGCUACAGAAUGAAAGUGUAGAAAAAAACAAGAGCAUACAAAGUCUGCACAAUCAAAUAUGUAGCUUUGAAAUUGAAAUUGAGAGACAAAAGGAAAUGCUUCGAAAUAAUGAAUCCAAAAUACUUCAUUUACAGCGGGUAAUAGACAGCCAGGCGGAGAAAUUGAAAGAGCUUGACAAAGAGAUCCGCCCGUUCCGGCAGAACUGGGAAGAAGCGGACAGCAUGAAGAGCAGCGUGGAAUCCCUCCAGAACCGAGUGACCGAGCUGGAGAGUGUGGACAAAAGCGCCGGGCAGGCGGCUCGGAACACAGGCUUGCUGGAGUCCCAGCUGAGCCGGCACGACCAGAUGCUGAGCGUCCACGACAUCCGCCUGGCCGACAUGGAUCUGCGCUUCCAGGUUCUGGAGACCGCCAGCUACAAUGGCGUGCUGAUCUGGAAGAUCCGAGAUUACAAGCGGCGGAAGCAGGAAGCCGUCAUGGGGAAGACCCUGUCCCUUUACAGCCAGCCUUUCUACACGGGCUAUUUUGGCUAUAAGAUGUGUGCCAGGGUCUACCUGAACGGGGAUGGCAUGGGCAAGGGGACGCAUCUGUCGCUGUUUUUUGUCAUCAUGCGUGGAGAAUACGAUGCUCUGCUUCCUUGGCCGUUCAAGCAGAAAGUGACACUCAUGCUGAUGGAUCAGGGGUCCUCUCGGCGUCACCUGGGAGACGCGUUCAAGCCGGACCCCAACAGCAGCAGCUUCAAGAAACCCACCGGGGAGAUGAAUAUCGCCUCCGGCUGCCCGGUGUUUGUGGCCCAAACUGUGCUGGAAAACGGGACGUAUAUCAAAGAUGAUACCAUUUUUAUUAAAGUCAUAGUGGAUACUUCGGAUCUGCCUGACCCCUGA
Molecule: messenger RNA, 1707 nt
Organism: Puma concolor (puma)
Lineage: Eukaryota; Metazoa; Chordata; Mammalia; Carnivora; Felidae
Source: RefSeq, a predicted model, not a curated record